Messenger RNA from Trichoderma citrinoviride, 585 nucleotides. RefSeq names its product TspO/MBR-related protein. The transcript has 3 exons. Gene Ontology annotation, cellular component: mitochondrial outer membrane. The record is from RefSeq and is a predicted model, not a curated record. Bases 1 to 585 code for a protein of 194 amino acids. Lineage: Eukaryota; Fungi; Ascomycota; Sordariomycetes; Hypocreales; Hypocreaceae.
AUGACUACUUACAUUCCUGCCAUCACAGUCCCGUCGGCCGUGUUCCUGAAUCCAGCCUCUUCGAUUCUUCUGCCCAUAACAUUGGGCACAGCCGUUGGCUUUGGGACUCGACCUUCCAAAACGCAAAAGACAUAUCUUGCUCUGAAGCAACCUCCUCUACACCCUCCGCCAUGGGUCUUCGGACCCGUCUGGACAGUCCUCUAUGGCCUCAUGGGCUACGCCGCCUACCGCGCCACUUUCAACGGACUCUCUCCCUUGUCCUCCCCUCAAACCAUCCGAACGACCAGGCACAGCAUGACCGUCUACUCCAUCCAGCUCGGACUUAACCUCAUCUGGAUGCCCCUCUUCUUCGUCGCAAAGCGUCCCGUUGAGGCCACGGCUGACAUCGUCGCCCUGCUGGGCCUCAACGGAUACCUGGCGUAUCUCUGGGGGUCCGUCGACUCUGUUGCCGCCUGGUGCCAGGCACCGUAUCUGGCAUGGCUGGGCUUUGCGACGUAUUUGAGCGCAGGAGCAGGCUAUUUGAAUGGUUGGAAUCUGCAAGAUAAGGAGAAUGCUAGGGAGGAUGAGAAGCAGCAGCAAAACUAA